Anneissia japonica is the source of this 2902-nucleotide messenger RNA. RefSeq names its product neurogenic locus notch homolog protein 2-like. The annotation marks the transcript as partial. The record is from RefSeq and is a predicted model, not a curated record. Gene Ontology annotation, molecular function: calcium ion binding. Gene Ontology annotation, cellular component: protein-containing complex; plasma membrane. Gene Ontology annotation, biological process: heterophilic cell-cell adhesion; establishment or maintenance of epithelial cell apical/basal polarity. The transcript is spliced from 21 exons. NCBI's taxonomy places the organism in Eukaryota, Metazoa, Echinodermata, Crinoidea, Comatulida, Comatulidae.
GCUACUGAAAUCGUACUGACAUUUGCAGCGGGGUUUCAGGUAGAGGCCACUAAAGAUGAAUUAUACGUAGGCAAGGGACUAUCGUUUCCAAGUGAUCUAUCAUUCGUUACUAUUCCCGGUGUUCAAUAUGCCUUUGAUAAUAAUAACCUACCGCCUGGCACUCUAUCAAUUGCUACUGAUACCGUGUGGAUUUACUUUCUUACUGAUAAGAACACCAAUUUCAACGGUUGGCAAGUAUCAUGGACCGCAGUUUUAGACCCUUGCCACUGGGACCCGUGUAUGAAUGGAGGAACUUGUGUCGUAAACGCUGUCGAAAACACAUACACAUGUCAAUGUAGGCCUACAAGUUGCUACCUAGAUGACAGGUGUCAAAAAACAGUGAUGCAACCUUGUUCAAGUUCCCCUUGUUUAAAUGGUGGUACAUGUUCAGAUGUUAGUGACUGUUCUGCCUUUACUUGUUCGUGUCCUGCAUGCUACACAGGGUCGCUGUGUGAAAUAUUUACUGAUCCAUGUUCAUCCAAUCCUUGUACAAAUGGAGGAGUUUGCUCAUCUGCAGGUGAUAGCUGCUCUGCAUAUACAUGUGCAUGCAGCGCCUGUUUCAUGGGAGACAGAUGUGAAAUAGCUACACAAGGUUGCAGCCCUGACCCUUGUCAAAAUGGUGGAACCUGUUUUGAGAGCGGCAAUGGAUGUGGUGACUUCUCUUGUCAAUGUCGAGAUUGCUAUGAUGGAAAUACCUGCGAGAUAGAUACCAACUCAUGCAUGAGUAAUCCUUGUCAGAAUGGCGGCCAAUGCUAUCCUGCUAUUGGGGACUGUAACUACUUUGUUUGUCAAUGUACAGUCAACUGCUUCUCUGGAACCUUCUGUGAAAUUAGUUCGGAUGUUUGUGCUGUAAGUCUGUGUAUGAAUGGUGGCGUAUGUAAUGUAGACCCUGUCAACUGUCAAGCAUACACAUGUCAAUGUCCACAGUGCUAUGAUGGAGCAAACUGCCAGACAAAUAUAAAUCCGUGUCAGAGUAACCCGUGCUUGAAUGGCGGUGAGUGCAUGCCGAGUGACUCCUGCCAGGGGUACUCAUGUACCUGUCCCACAUGUUACAGUGGAAAUCAGUGUCUAACAUUUUCAGAUCCUUGCGGACCAGUGAAUCCAUGCUUGGGUGGUGGUACAUGUUCCCUGGAUUCCACAUCCAACACCUGUACCUACACCUGCACUUGCCCUGUAUGCAAAUCUGGAAGUAACUGUGAAUUGGACAUCAAUGCGUGUGCAGCAAUGCCGUGUCAGAAUGGAGCGACUUGCAUGCAAGGAAACACGUGUGACGAUUACCAGUGCGUUUGCUCAGAAUGCUGGGCAGGAAGCAAUUGUGACAUACUCAUUGACAAUUGUGCCUCAUCACCUUGCCAAAAUGGAGGUCUCUGUAUGAAUGGUUGUCCAAUUACUGAAGAUUUUACCUGUAGUUGCUCAGAUUGUUGGGGAGGAGAGUUUUGCACUGAAGAAAUCAAUGCUUGUAAUGGCAAUCCAUGUAUUAAUGGUGGAACCUGCUCCAAUUUCUGCUCCGAUUACAUGUGUACCUGUGCCACUGGCUACUCUGGAGAUAACUGCCAAAAUUAUAUCUGUGAUAAUAAUCCUUGUGCCAGUGGGACAUGUGUGCCAACGACCAGCUCGUUCAUCUGUGAAUGUGACUCAUGUCACUCUGGACAAUUCUGUCAAGAUGAUGUGGUGGCGUGUAACAGUCUGAGCUGCCAGAAUGGUGGUCAAUGUCUUGAAUUUUGCACUCACUUUACCUGUAAUUGUACUGAAAAUUAUGAUGGUCCCAGCUGUGAAUUUGACAAGAAUGCUUGUUUAAGUGGACCAUGUGUUAAUGGUGGGACAUGCGUUAAUCAGGGAAGUAAUAGUUACACCUGCACUUGCCCACCUGAAUACACUGGUAACACCUGUGCUGACUUGGUGGCAACUUGUAUGGUAAAUACUUGUAAGAAUGAUGGUGAUUGUAUAUCGUUCCCUAACGGCUUCAUCUGUCUUUGCAAGGGCCAGUGGACAGGAACCAACUGUGAUAUACGGAGACCAUGUGUAGAAAACUAUACUAUCCCGACUGAUGACUCCCUUGUCAUCCAAUCUAAUAAUUACCCGGAGAACUACAACAACGGAGACAACUGUCUUUGGAUCAUCUCAGUCGCAGCUGGUCGCAGAAUCCGUGUGUUGUUUGAUGACUUCUCGACAGAGCCCCAGUAUGAUUGGUUAGAAGCUGGUAAUGGUGACAACCCAGCCAACAUGUCAAGUAGAAUUAUUCGACACUCGGGGCCAGAUCUGCCAAGCAAUUUUAUAUCGACAGACAAUAAAGUUUAUAUUCAGUUUAUAGCCGAUGAUGACAAAACAGAAAAAGGAUUCCAAAUUACGCUGCAGGAUGAUGAGUUACCAAACACUAGGCCAUGUAAUAGUCUGCCGUGCCAGAAUGGAGGUACUUGUUAUGAUGUGAUUGAACGUUAUACAUGCACCUGUCCUUCAAACUUCAUUGGGACAAAUUGUCAAACCUCAAGUACCUGUAACCCAAACCCUUGUCAAAAUCUUGGUACGUGUACUCAGGAUCAGCAGGGUGGUGUCGUGUGUACUUGCAUAUCCGGCUUCAUUGGAGAUCGCUGUGAGACACCUGUUACCAAUGUAGAUUGCACAUCUUCUUCAUGUUACAAUGGAGGGACGUGUACACUAGGCUCUGACAACUCCAUCACAUGCCAGUGCAUGCCUUGGUUUAUGGGAACAUUCUGUGAAGAAGAUAUUGAUGAGUGUACGAGCAACCCAUGUCAGAAUGGAGGUACUUGUAUUAAUAGUGUAAAUCAAUUCUACUGCAGCUGUACAAAAGCUUUUCAAGGAGUUACUUGUCUAGAACCAAGUAAGUUUGUUAAUCUACCAAAAU